AUGGCUUCUCGCGGGAACUGGCGAUCUCAGCGCCAUUCCAGCAAUCACAAGGGAUCGAACAACUUCAGAAAUCGCAACCGACCGAAAACUCCAUGUAUGCACUACCAGCGUGGCAAUUGUUUCUAUGGUAAAAAUUGCAGAUUCUCGCACGACGUUAACGGGGCUAACGACAACCGACCUGAUUCAACCCGCUAUGUCUUCCAACCCGCAGCAGACGAUCCAGACGCUCGAAACCAAUACUUCAAUUGGAAGAGGCUGCUCAGAAUUGGGAUUUCUGGGUCCGGAUAUUCUCGAACAGAACAAGAGGAAAUCACUCAAUUCUGGAACGGGGCUCUCGAGAUAGUUGAGAGCGAGAAUAGAGAGAAUCACCAGUUUCUCGUUAAAGAUCUUGUGGAUGACGAUCUUCAUGGGCAUGAAUUUAUUCUCGCAACUGCCGGUGCAGAUCAUCCAGAGGGGCUUCAAUCUGUUGCGGCUUACGAUGAGCCAUUCCUGAAAGUCAUCACUCAUCCCUCUCUGUUGAACUGUCUGUAUGUUGAUUCAUUCGUUGGCACUCUGUACACGUCUUUCGGCGGUACAAAUGGAGAUCGAGCAAUUGCAUUUUUGAGAAGCGUUUGUCGGAAGCUGAUGAACAGUUGGGACAAUACCAGAGAUGACGCUCCCAUAUCUUCGGACAUGAUGAAGUUGCUGUUAAAUACCAUUUAUCAGCUUCUGUCAAGGGUUCGACGAGCUCGAUUCCACGAUGAGAUGCCGGCGCUGCUUGAGCUCACCCGUGAAAUGGCGCAGAAGAUGACUGAAACAUGCUCCAAGGCCGACCUUGACGGAUUUGAAAGCAAGAUAGAAGUCAUGCAGAGCCUGAUCACCAGUGCCAAUCGCAGUCUUGCCUCACUCAGAAUGCCUGAAGCAGAUCCCCAGAAGGCUGGGCCAGUCCAGUCGACCUUUCCAAUGGAUAUACAAAUCCCUGGAGGUAGGCACGACAACGACCUCGCAGAAAUCUCGCAAGUUCAGAUUCUUCCGACUUACGGAGAGGUUAUGAGCGAGAACUCGGAGUAUCUGCCGUCCACCAACUUUCUUCAGCCACACUUUCUCGCCGCCCCUUUGCAGAGAUACAUCGACUCUAUGUUCCGGCUUUUGCGCCAUGACAUCUUUGGCUCAGCUAAAGAUGCCCUUCGAAACCUGCUACAGCAGGAUGACCUGGCACGUAACCCAUAUGUCUCAGGCAAGGAUAGCAGGGCACACCUUUAUCUAGGAGCGCAGAUCCAGCAAAUCUUUAUCAAUGCAAAGAAUGAGCUUGAAGCACAUAUUUCUUUCUUUACGCCUCCACAACUCCGCAAAAGAUCCUCGAGCGAGCAAUGCAAAUGGUGGCAAGGCUCCAGUCGACUGGAGGAAGGAGGUCUGGCUUGCUUCCUAAGCGCGCAAGGAAUUCAGAAGAAGCUUGUUUUCUUCGAGGUCACGGUAAAGAAUGCAUCCAAGGACCGAGGAGACCAGAAGAAAAGUAGUCUUGUCUCUGAUAGAUUUCCACCGAGCAUUACGGUCAAGCUUGCGACAUGCUUGGAGCAAGACCUAAUUUCCUUGGGUCAGCUUUACAGCGAGAAGGUCACCGGUGUACUUGUCGACUUCCACGGAUUGAUCCCUGCCACAUUUACCCCAAUCCUGAAAAAUCUUCAACGAAUCCAACGCGAGGGGGAAUUUUCGUUCCGGAAAUGGGUAUUGCCAGGCCGGAAAGAGGAUGAAGGCAGCAACAACAUACCCCCACCGGUAUACGCUCGCAAGCCGGGAUUUCUCUUUCCACUGAAGUCGAUUACAAAAUUUGGAGCAGAUCAGGUCGGAUUGGACCCGAGUACUCCCAACUCCAUUGACAUCUUGAAGCUGCAAUCCCAUACUGGUCUCGAUCAUGGCCAAUGCCAGGGGCUUAUUGCUGCUCUUACACGAGAGUAUGCCCUCAUACAAGGCCCACCGGGAACUGGAAAAUCCUAUGUCGGUGUCAAACUUGUUCAAGCUCUCCUCGAGAUCAAGAAGAAAGCAAAAUUGGGCCCAAUCCUUGUGAUCUGUUAUACGAAUCAUGCUUUGGAUCAGUUUCUGAAACACCUUCUUGAUAUUGGUAUCGAGAAAAUAAUGCGUAUCGGCGGCCGCAGUCAGGCCUCUGAGCUUGAAGGCAAGAACCUUCGCGUUGUCAGCAAAAACAUCGGAAAGACAAGGGUAGAGUCACAGACCCUCGGCAAGAGCUACGGAGAGCUUGAGGAGUGUAUGGAAAAAGCUGGGUAUUCAAUGAAACCUCUACAUAAGUCCCAGAAAGGCGUGGCCUGGGCCACAAUGGAGCAUUUUACAGCUGGAGCAGCCAGACCAGAGGGAUUUGAGACUGUCACUGAUGAUAAGUUGCUCAGCUGGCUCGGAGUCAAGUCUAUGAAGACACAGGAAGCUCAAAAAGGGAGUGAAGUUGAUGAUUUGCGAUUGGAAGGCCUCACACGCACUGCCGAGCAUAACAUCCAUAAUCUUUCGAUGCCAGAGCGCCGGAUCCUUGCGAUCAGCUGGUUCAAGAAAUGGCAGAAGAGCGAGACCGCCUCGCUUUGUGAAGCUCUCGAUCGUGCUGCAAAACUUCGUGAAACGAUCAAUGCAGUACAUGAAGAGAUCAAUCGUCGAGCCCUGAUCCAGGCCGAUGUUGUGGGCGUUACAACCACGGGCCUUGCUCGCAACAUCGAGACAAUACGGCGCAUAGGAACAAAGGUGAUCAUCUGCGAGGAGGCAGCUGAGGUCAUGGAGGCCCAUGUCAUCUCAGCUCUUAUGCCUGGUGUUGAGCAUUUCAUCCAGAUUGGCGAUCACCGGCAGCUGCGACCACAGAUUUUGAAUCACUCACUAAGCCUGGAAACCUCAACUGGAAGAGCUUGGCAGCUGGACAGAAGCCAAUUCGAGCGACGUGCUGUUGGUGAGCCAGGCCUUAAGCCUAUAUCUGUUGCACAGCUCAAUGUACAGAGAAGGAUGAGACCUGAGAUCUCGCAGCUUGUCAGGAGUGUGUAUCCAAAACUCGAGGAUCACGAAAGCGUCACGGCUCUACCCAAUGUUGUUGGAAUGCGACACAACCUCUUUUGGCUGGACCAUCGAUGUGGAGAAGACUCUAGAGAUGAUGGCAGCCGUGUGAAAUCUCAUAGCAACCAGUGGGAGGUCGAAAUGGCUACUGCUCUGGUACGUCACCUUGUUCGACAAGGCGAGUACAAAAGCACAGACAUUGCCCUGAUCACUCCAUAUACCGGACAGCUACGGAAACUUCGAGCCUCUCUCGGCAAUGACUUUGAGAUUUGUCUCAGCGAGCGGGAUUUGGAGACAUUGGCAGCGGAUGGGCUCGAGAAGUUUGAUGACGAGACCCCCAAGGCAAACGGCAAAAAGGCAAUCGAAAAGAAGACAUUGCUCCAGACGCUCCGUCUUGCUACCGUUGACAAUUUUCAAGGUGAAGAGGCAAAGGUGAUCAUUGUCUCCCUAGUUCGCAGCAAUUCGAAACGCAAAGUUGGCUUCCUACGCACCGAAAACCGCAUCAACGUGCUCCUCAGCCGGGCCCAGCAUGGAAUGUAUUUGAUUGGAAAUGCUGAGACAUAUCUCAAUGUCCCAAUGUGGGCUGAUGUCCACUCUAAGCUCGCUCGUAUGAAUGCACUCGGCACAGAGUUGGCACUAUGCUGUCCUCGUCACUCAGAAACGCCUAUUUUCUGUUCCGAGCCCAGAGACUUUGAGAGGAAGAGUCCCGAAGGUGGGUGUAGUCUCCCAUGCACCCGUCGACUUGAGCCAUGCGGUCAUCAAUGCCAGGCUAAAUGCCAUUCCUCGGUUUUGCACGACGGCUUUGCAUGUGGCAAGCCUUGUUCAAGAAUUCGACCAUCUUGUGAGCAUGAGUGUUCUAAGCUAUGCGGUGAAGAUUGCGGUCUUUGUAUGACAAAGAUUCAUGACGUGAAGCUUCCCUGUGGUCAUAUCAAAACUACCGUCAGUUGUCAUCAGAUGCACAGUUUGGACGCCAUUAAGUGUGACGUCAAAGUUGAGAGGACCGUCCCUAAGUGUGCUCACAAAGUUCAAGUUGGCUGCUUCGUGGAUGUCACAUUGGAGAAUUUCUUUUGUGCUGAGCCUUGCACGAGCAUUCUCACCUGCAGUCAUAAAUGUGGCGGAUCUUGUGGAACAUGUCUGAAGAAAUCCCAUAGCGGAGAAGUAGUAUUCGAGCAUCCCAAAUGCACGAAGAAGUGUGAUCGCCCACACGGUGUCUGCAAUCACAGAUGCCCCAAGGAAUGCCAUGAUGGAGAAAGCUGCGGUAAAUGCGAGGAAAAAUGCGAGGUAAUGCCAAUUGACCACCUUAGAACCAUCUCAGAAGCUCUAAUCAUAUUAUUAGGUUCGUUGCUCACACUCACAAUGCGACUCAGCCUGCGGAGACGCAUGUGCACCAUGUAUUGA
Molecule: messenger RNA, 4419 nt
Organism: Penicillium maclennaniae
Lineage: Eukaryota; Fungi; Ascomycota; Eurotiomycetes; Eurotiales; Aspergillaceae
Exons: 3
Coding region: 1-4419 (1472 amino acids)
Biological process (GO): regulatory ncRNA-mediated heterochromatin formation
Cellular component (GO): nuclear RNA-directed RNA polymerase complex; nucleus
Molecular function (GO): helicase activity; zinc ion binding
Source: RefSeq, a predicted model, not a curated record